Danaus chrysippus (African queen) is the source of this 780-nucleotide messenger RNA. NCBI's taxonomy places the organism in Eukaryota, Metazoa, Arthropoda, Insecta, Lepidoptera, Nymphalidae. The record is from the annotation of a GenBank genome assembly.
AUGGUCAACAUCAUUGGUCCAGAUCAGCAGCCAAGUCGAGCAGUCGGCGAGCGUGGUAGUACUCGACCCGGGACGAGUUCAAGUCGCCGACACGUGCGGGGUUCACGGGUUGGAAGACGGUCACGUCAAGAACAAGAACUACAAGAGCCCACAACCCUGGAACAUCUGGAGUAUUUGGCACACAGAGCUGUGAGAGUCAUGGAAAAACAUUCGCCUCCCUCGCGGUGUAACUUCGAAAAAGUUAUGGACCUUUUAAGACAAAAACACAAUAUGAACUUUCUCAUGCUGUGUCCCAAAUGUUACGGAUCCCAUAUGAGUCAGGUCGCGCAGUCGACGAGGGUGGUGAUGCUAGUCAAGGGACAAAGUAACUUGACUGGUUGGUGGUGGUGGUAUUUACGAUCAACUGUGGGGUCCGACGCUAAGAGGGACAAGACGAGAGGAAAAGCUCGUGAUAGAAUCCAAACAAUUGAAAUAUCUGGAUUUUCUGUCACUCAGAACGUUGAACGGACGAGUUCAAGUCGCCGACACGUGUGGGGUCCACGGGUUGGAAUACGGUCACGUCAAGAACAAGAACUACAAAUGCCCACAAACCUGGAACAUGUGGACUAUUUGGCACACAGGGCUGUGAGAGCCAUGGAAAAACAUUCGUCUCCCUCGCGGUGUAACUUCGAGAAAGCUAUGGACCUUUUAAGACAAAAACACAAUAUGAACUUUCUCAUGCUGUGUCCCAAAUGUCACGGAUCGCAUAUGUAUGAUGAAAUAGUAGCCCCUGAAAGAUGA